UAGCCUUACUCAGCUAAUGUCAACGAGCCGACUAGCAUUUACUAGCUUUUAACUCCGCUCAGAUUGAGUGCUGAGCAUGCCAGCUAGCUUUUAAAUCAAACUAUUUGCUGUGCCCUGGGUAAUUUGAGAAACGUUACAGCGGGUGAAUGGCUAACCUAUUGGACCGACAGUUGGCCACUGUUGGACCAGAGACCAUGCAAUACGUUAGCUAGGUGGCUAGCUGACGUUGCGUGACAGUUGUCGCUGGUUUGACAUAUCGGGGAUUGACCUUGUGCGCCGGUUUCAACACUCGUUUUUCUAUGGCAAAUACAACUAAAUACUUUCAGAAAUCCGACUGGGUCACCAUGUGUUAUAUAUGCAUUAACCAGUAUGCUUGCAUGGCGAUUCGCGUUGAACAGUAGGCAGAUAUCUACCUUGUUAAUUUCAUCAUGCUUGUGUCCAGUUUAAGAAAGCGAGCCGGCUACACUGGAAUGUUCUGAGCUGCCAUUUCCUGUCGGCCAUGUUAGAAUAUCACUGCGAGCUAAUGCUACAGUUACCCGGCUACUAAAUACUUUCCCCCAACCAAGGCAUUAAAAAAGUAAACAUCAGUGAGGAGGAAGGGGAGAGGAAUCCACAUCUGUCUCAUACUGUUCCUAUAUCACAUCCCCCCAACAACAAUGGUAACAGACAUGCAAGUAAUACAAAUGCGAAGCAGAAAUCAUCCCAAAAGCUGUACACGACUGUUCCAAAAGUGAGCAGCAAAGGACUGGCCCUUAACAAGAAUAUGGACCUUAAAAAUGACAAGGAAAAGGCUCUGGAUUUGAAUCAUCAUGAGAGCCAACCUUUGGAUAAAAAAGACUCUUUGUUGCUUCAAAAUGGCGUUGUAAACUGUGGCUUAAUUACAAAUGGCUAUUCUAGCAAGGACAAUGAUGGCAGCGGCUCUGAGGGUGGAUAUACUACUCCGAAAAAACGCAAGGCCAGAUGUAACAAUGCCAAGAACACUGAUAAUGUGAUAAGAGAAAAGGAAAAAGACAUGCAGCAGGGCAACACUACACAAGAACACGUGGCUUUUAAUAUGGAGACAACUGAGAAGGGAGUGACUUCUAGACUUGAUGGCUUGAGAGCAGCAAAUAAAGUAGAAGCUCAGUCAACAGCUCGACGGGCUGUUGUAUCAGAGGCUUCAAUGGGUGAAUCUCAGAGGAAAAACUCUGAUGGCAAAACAGCUGGCACUUUUGGUAAAAAGAAUGAGGAAAGGCACAAAGCCAAGCUUUCCUCACCUUCAAAAGAGGACUCGUGGACUUUGUUCAAGCCCCCUCCGGUGUUUCCUGUGGACAAUAGCAGUGCAAAAAUUGUUCCCAAGAUCAGUUAUGCAAGUAAAGUGAAAGAGAACCUCAACAAAGUAGCUCAAGGUGGAGGAGAGGCACUGCCUCCUCCGGUUAGACUGUCACAGGUCCCCAUGUCUGCUAUGAAAACUAUCACCUCAGCUAGCUUUACUAAUGGCCCUGUUUCUGGAAACGGAAAUGGCUGCCCAUCAGUGGGUACCUUCUUUGCUCCUGCUGCUAGUAGUAUUCCACCAGCCCCAUCUAUUUCAAGUGGCGAGAAUGUAGCAUCUCCUUUGGAAAGUAACUGUAGCUCUACAACCAGUCCUGUAGAUGGAGAAGCAUACGAGCUUAGAAAGUGUACUCUUUUAAUGUACCCUUUAAAUAUGCAACCUGUGCUCCCUAGUGCUCGUCAUCUCGACCCACCGGCUGCUCAGACAAAUCAGAAAGCCCUGGGAGAUAUCUUCCAGAAUCAGUGGGGGCUUUCCUUCAUCAAUGACCCCAACUUGGGUCCAGAAGGAGGAGGAGGUGGCCAGGUGCCUGCAGCGGACAAGACUACUGUGGUCACACCUCAAAGCGAGUGUCAGGCUGCUGCGGCCAAGGCUGCCCAGCCAUGCUUUGAUGUGAGCCCAUCUUUUUUAGAGCCUGGCACUUUGGCUCAAGACCCAGAGAAAAGGACUUGUGCUCCUUGCAAUGCAUCUAAUGCUUGUUUUCCUGCGUGUGUGAUGAGUGAGGAGGAUAUCAAGCUGCAACCACGUAGCCAGCAGAAGACAAAAGUUGAGGCCAAGGGUGCAGGUUCUGCUGUUUCUGCUGCCGGUAAAGACAACGGUGCUAAGCCUGCACAGGGCCAGCUAACCACUGUGUUGUUUGGCUCAUCCAAACAACAGGCUCCCACUAAAGACAUUGGCAGGAGCUGCAGCUGGGGCUCCUUCGAUAUUAAAGCUGCUGUCACUUAUCACACUAAAGAAAUGGAAUUCCUUUUCAGCCUGCAAAAACAAGAUCCAAAAAGAGUGGUGGUUUAUGAUGAGACCAAGGACGGACCUGAUCAGUGAGGUACUUACAGUACUUACCUUCUUCUCUUCUGGGUGCUGCGAUUAUCUACCUGGAGUCCUGAAUCCUGUUGGACAGAUAAAGUGACAACUGUGAAAACAUUGAUAGUUUAGCAUGACAGAUUUUUCCUUGGAAUCUCCGAUGGAAUAACAGACUUCUUUAGGGGCCUCAGACAAACACACUCUCUGGAGGGACGUUAGGAGUUGAUCGGUGACUCUCCAACACGAUAACUGAGACUUUGGAGCUGUGCUUGUUGUUUGUCUCAUGGCUCUUAAAGGAUGAUGUUUGGGAGUUCAACAAAAGGAAGGUGUCAUGGAUUGCACCUCCCUAAGCCUUUUUCCUGUUGAACUGCGGCAGCCGUCAGUCUGACUUUGGGAUGUCUCAGUCAUUUCUUCUUCACGCAUUCAAAUGAGUUCAUUGUAGAUAUGUUAGACUUUUUACAUACACAUCCGUGUGCAAGCUUGAAUCUACCGUGGAGGAAAAGGAGAACACACUUUGCAAAGAAUGCCUUGAAGUUGUGGAGUUCAGAUCUUUGGAAGCUCAAAGGUGAGGUCCCAUCCAGGAAGAGAACCUUGUCUUAAGUCCUCAAGGCAAAAUCAGAGCCCAGGAAUUUAAACACUUGCUUUUUUCUUUUUCUACUUGUCUGUUUGUCUGCCCUAACAUGAAUGUGUUCUCUGCCCUGCAGUAUGACCCCAGAGCACAGGUACAAGAGUGCCCAAUCUGAAGGAAAGCGACGCCCCUUCAUUUCAUUUUUACACCAGGUCUCUGUUAAAAGCUAAAUAUUUUCAUCUUAAGGCUUCUAGUACAUUUCAUGCAGAUUGAUAUGAGGUCAGGUCCUAAAUUCCGACUCAUUUAAAUAUAUACCUUCUAGUAUGUGAAUCCUUGAUUUAGGAAUGAACUGAGUGAGCAAGAGCUACCAAUGUGCUCUUUGUUCAGCGGCAAGACUCAGGAUGUCCAUACAGAGGUUUUGGGGGUUUUUCUUUCUAUGUCAAAACUGUUCAAUUCCUAUUGUCAAAGGAACAUGUGUUGCAUUUUACGACUGAUUUUUAUUUCUGUUUCUCUGACUCAGCAUCUGGUCUUGUACUUCUCUGCCUUACGGCAUUGUAUUUCUUGCAUGUUUACUGGGGGGAAUGAACGCGUCAGAGGUUCAUCGCCAUACAAAGAUAACAGUAACACAACAACAAUGGCAAUACUAAUCUUGGUUCCCCUCCCCAACUAGCCACUUAGUGUUCAAAUGUGAAGAUGAAUUAUAUUAUGUUUUACUGUUAACAUUUUGACAUUUGCAAACCAGUGUGCAAUAACACCGUGUGAUCCAGACACAGUGUGUAGGGUUAUAUGGAGCUACGUUAUCACCACCCAAAUGCUGGUGGGGUUUGUUAAAAAAAAAAAAAGGUGCGUUUUCAGUUUGUUGCACAAAUCCUAAAGUGGAUUUUGCUAAGGAGCUCACGUUAAAAGAUCUAAUUAAGUCUAGGGAGCCCAAAUUCGCUAACUACUAACUGGCCAGCUGUGACAUCACUCAUCUCCAGAUCACGAUCGCGUUAUCCAACAUGGCAAAGGAACUGUUCAGGUUCCUGUUCUUUAGAACAGUGGUUCCCAACCGGGGGCACGGGGACCCCUAGGGUUACUUGGGGGGGUUUAGGGGGUAUGUAGAAAGAUUAGGGAUUGCAAAAAUAUUUACACGCAUCAAAACAUCAAUUUUCAUAAGCCUUGUGUCCAACCCCCUAACUAUCAAAGCUCAUGAAGGACAAGCAAGCUCAAGUGUCUCAUUACAAUCUCUAGGCUUAACAGAAUAUGUUGAAACUGCUAGAAGUGAAUCUUAACAUUAUUGUUUUUCAUUCAUUGACAUUAAGUGUUGAUGUCGAGUUGAAAUGCUUUUGUAUUAAGGUUGAGUUAUACAAGUCAUUUUCAUGUAAGGAGCAGUUGGGUCGAAUACAAUUUAAAAGAGUUUAACACGAGAAAAAAUGUAGGCGAAUCAUCACAGAUGAGUGUAGGGGGGACACGAGACAACAAAGGUUGGGAACCACUGCUUUAGAAGAUAUGAUUUGGUUAAUGUGUGGAUCAAUAGCACUUUAUGUAAACUAAUUGCUUUUAUCUUUUAAUUACAAGAGAGAUCUAUAUGUAUUGACAAGAAAUACUAGUUGAAAUAAUGGCUCUGGGCUGUUACUUUAAAAAAAACAACAGAAUUAUUAAAUGUAACUCAGGUAGUGUUAAUAAAGCCAUGACUAUGUUAACUAUUGUUUUUUUGCCAAACGGCCCUUGUCAUGUGAUGUACUCAACUUGGAAAUGCUCAAUUGAAGUCCUAUUAUAUAUAGUCUCGUAUGAUGUGUGACAAAACACCAAAUACUCUUGAGGAAAGCUGUCAUGGCGUGCAAGGUGCUCUCGUCGUCAUUUGGGGCUCUAAAAAUAUUUCCUUUUAUUUCCCCCUUUAAAAAAAAAGAAAAAACACACAUUGCUCCACGCGCUGUUUUCUAUGUAUACUAUACUGUAAUCUUGCAAUUUUGAUGGUUCAUUUUUCUCCCAUGUGUGUUCAUAGUGAAGCACCUAUUGAUUUAUUAUUGCUGAGCAUCAGUGGUGUUUCUAUUGGUCGGCUCCAUACUGGGUAUGAGCUUUAAGUACACUUGUUUCCCACUGUGUCCUGAUUUGGCAGCGCUGCAGCUUGUACUCGUGCAGAGCCAGUUGUCUUGACACGUCUUAUCUCAGUCAGCUAUUUAAACAACUUUCUUUUUGGCUUCCAUUGUACGGCAUGUGAUGGAAAAGUACCCUCCGAGUUAUAACAACUGUUGAUAUGAGAAAGCAUGGGCAUUUUGAUUUAAUAUUGCCCAUUAGCAUUUAGACUUGUGUUUUUUUUUCUGUGCUUGUGGAAAUUGACAUUUAAUCCGGCAUUAAGUUACACAAUCCUCACAAUUGAAUUUCUUCUGAUUGUCCAUAACCCAUCAACAAAGCAACACAAUCAGGUUCACAUAUGGUACAUGCCAAAUUGUUCAGGCUGAAAGCAUCAUCCUCCACGGGCAGGGAGGCAUCUGUAGGCUCCUACAUGUAAAACAGGGUGUUUAAAAUGAGUAGUACGUGGUGUUACUGUAGUCUUACGACCUUUUUCUUUCAAAACUAAAAAGAUAUAUUUUGUCUUGCUCUUUGAGAGGAUGGUCCUGUCCAGGGAAAUCAGAGAAUCUCCCAUCCUCCCACCCCAAGGAUGGUCUUUUGAAGCACUUAAUACAGCAACAAGGCUGUUGAAUAUGCAUUUAUUAAGAUGAAGCUAUUAUUUAGCAUUGUAGCCUGCAAACCAAAAACAGGUUCUUGAAGCCAAGUACAUGGUUAAUCAGUGAUGGGGGGGGGGGGGCACGAGUGACUGUUGAGAAAAUAAAGCCUGAUCAUGUGGAGUCUCUAUCUCCGUCCCCUCAGGAUGUGCAAUCACCUCAAGGACUGAUGCAGGCUUCCAGGCUGAGUGAGGAGCUCGGCCUCGUUGUAUUUGUGGGUGUGUGCAUAGCGAGUUCUUCCUAUUAUAUGCAAGUUCCUCAUAUAUUUCAAUCCCCCCCUCCCCCUUUUUUGUUUCAUGUUCAGGUGCCUGUGUGAAAACAUAUAUACUUUUACAGCAAUUUUGAUUGUUUAAAAUCUGCUUCCAGCAUAUAUCCGUGCCAUUUUUUUUGUUUCUUCAUUCUUUUGUAACAUUUGCAAUGCUGUUUUAAGUUUUCUUACAGCUAAUCCUAUAAUUUCUUCUUUCAAGCGACAUGGACGCAGCUGAAAGCAAUGAGAAUUGUAUGUGUUUUGAAAUGUGUAAGCCAAAAUCAGUUUGAAUGGGACGGACGACGAGCUCUCGCUGGCCUAUACUCAUGCCGGUGCAUUUGUCGAGUUCCUGUCUGAAGUAGCACAUCAUUGAUUUAAACUGAUUUAACAAAUUUAUGUUUUAACGUGUUUUUAAAAAAGGUUUUAUUUUUCAGUUAGAACCUAAUUUAUCCAUAGAUGCACAAGUAGGAUGAGACUAAAAGGAAUAAAUGAUACAGAAAAUCAAGAUGUCUCAUUUUUGUGUGAGUUUUAGAUGAUUACGUUACUGAUAAAGACUGACCUAUGUUAUCCCCCAACAAACCGUUAAUGUUAAUAUAUUUGAACUCUUCCAGCAGAUUUUCUACAAAUGACUUUAACUCUUCAGAUAGUUGAGAUGGAGUGAUGAGACUCACUGCAUCCCAGAGUUCCUCUUAAUAUAUUUUGUAUUUGUAGCGAUCAUGUGAGGUAUUAAAGUGCGGUUCAACAACUCUGAAAUCUGCUUUCGCCAAAAGUACACUACUCCGAUAUUCAGCUAGUGAAGGGCAAGCGCACAGACUGGGGACGCAUGUUGAUGAUGUCAUAACAGGCUGGAGUUUAUAGUGAAGAACAGAAGUCACUACUGUAGCAGCUGAAUGUCACUUUGACGGUGUGUGAGAGCAAAAGAUAAAACAAAUACCAGAAGUGCUGCUUCUUCUUCUUCAUCCAGUAAUCAAUCGUCUGUAAUGGGAAAUGCUGGACUUUGGUGUUUGUGCUCUACUUAAAAACGGUCCCAUCUUUAAACUGCCUUUUUGUGGAAAUGUUUUAAUUGAGGGGGCAAGACACCUGAGAGGUAGUGUUUUUGAGUUCACACAUGAAUAAUAAUAAUUAAAAAAAGGGCAACAUGUGUCUACAAGGUGUAGUCAUGAAAAGAGGCGAUGUCAUCUUUUGUUCUGUGUCAUCUCAAAUGGCUGUUGUGCGUGUGGAUUUCUUUUUGGUCUGCUCCUCCUUCUUUUCACUUUGACAUCUCUUGCCCCCCUAAAAGAUGAGGCAACAGCAUUUUUCUUUCUCAAAUGUCUUACAAGUCGACAUUUUACGUUUUUUAAGUGAGCAGUCUGUUUAUUUUUUUGUUUGGAAUUUAACAGAAGUGUCACAUUACAAUGUUUUUAGUUUUUUUUAAAGCAUGAUAAUAACCCUCAAAUUCCAAACAAUGUAAUAGAGUCAAUAUACAAAAAAAAACUUCCAGUGUUCACAAUUUUAGUUUCCAUUAAAAUGUCAAAUUUUCAUGAA
Messenger RNA from Gymnodraco acuticeps, 7373 nucleotides. It is a transcript of the gene nufip2, whose product is annotated as nuclear FMR1 interacting protein 2. Lineage: Eukaryota; Metazoa; Chordata; Actinopteri; Perciformes; Bathydraconidae. Bases 764 to 2350 code for a protein of 528 amino acids. Gene Ontology annotation, cellular component: nucleoplasm; cytoplasmic stress granule. Gene Ontology annotation, molecular function: RNA binding. The transcript has 4 exons. The record is from RefSeq and is a predicted model, not a curated record.